Molecule: messenger RNA, 1923 nt
Organism: Pyricularia pennisetigena
Lineage: Eukaryota; Fungi; Ascomycota; Sordariomycetes; Magnaporthales; Pyriculariaceae
Exons: 2
Coding region: 1-1923 (640 amino acids)
Biological process (GO): intracellular potassium ion homeostasis; potassium ion import across plasma membrane
Cellular component (GO): plasma membrane
Molecular function (GO): high-affinity potassium ion transmembrane transporter activity
Source: RefSeq, a predicted model, not a curated record
AUGAGCCGCGAUGAACACUACGCGAAGGAAAGAAUUACUUCAGCAGCAGGCCGCAGCCGGCUCCAGCGCCUGCUGCCGUCAAUAACAUUCGCUGCGGUACACUAUGGCUACUUUGUAGGCGUGUGCAUAGUGAGCUCUCUCGUGUUCUGGGCCUCCUCGACCGGGCCAGGCGGCAGCGAUGGCGCCACUGGCCGUCCCGGUCGCGUCGGCUACGUCGACAGCCUGUACCUUGUCGUGUCGGCAAUGACCGAGACGGGCUUGAACACGGUCAACCUCAGCCAGCUCAACACGUGGCAGCAGACCAUCUUGUUUUUGUUGAUAGUGUUUGGCGGCUCGGUAUGGGUGUCCAUAUGGACGGUUCUAGCUCGCAAGUGGGCGUUUGAGCGACGGUUCGACGAGCUCGUUGCGGCCGAGUGCGCUGCCGCCGGCGCGCCGCUGUCGUCGCCUGGUGGCGCACAGGGUCUGCUGCAGUGUUUUGCGUCGCGGGUACAUGCCGUAUCGUCGGGCGUCGAGCCGGCUUCUCUUGGGCGGCGCGAUGAUGUCGAAAAUCUUGGUGGCGUCGUGCUUGCGAGCGCCCCGUGCUCUACCACCCAUGAUACCGCCGCUUCCAAAUCAACGUCCUUGACAAGGCGGCGGCCGGCCGGCCAGGGUGGGGAAAUCGUACAGAUGAGAGCAGACACUUUGCGGCGUGUCGUUGAUCGCCACAUGCUCGGCGGUAUGAAUCAUGCACCCAAACUCACCAGCGAGGAGCGUUGUCGACUCGGCGGGGUAGAGUACCGCGCAAUCAGGCUCCUGGCGGUGGUGGUGCCACUAUACUCUGCCCUCUGGCAGGUGCUGGGCUGUCUCGCUCUCGGAGCAUGGAUCCAGACCAACCUCCCGCAGCCCCCGAUCAACAACGGCAUCAACCCCAUCUGGCUCGGCAUAUUCAACGGCGCGUCGGCCUUUAACAACUCGGGCAUGUCCCUCCUCGACGCAAACAUGGUCCCCUUCAACCAGGCCUACUUUGUCCUCGUCGUGAUGGGCGGCAUGAUCCUGGCCGGCAACACAGCCUACCCCGUCUUCUUGCGACUGUGCCUCUGGGCAUCGCUCGAGGCGCUGCGGCUCGCGACAGGCGAGGCGGCGCUCCCCGGCCUCAAGGCCGCUCUGGCGUACACUCUGAAGCACCCACGCCGUGUUCACUCGCACCUCUAUCCGUCGCGGCAGACGUGGUGGCUGGCGGCCUCGGUCGUGGUCCUCAACGCCGUCAUGUGGGUUGCGUUCGAGCUGCUCAACCUCGGCAACCCGGUCAUCGAAUCGCUGCCAAAGGCCGCCAGGGUCGUCGAUGGCUUGUUCCAGGCUAUUGCUGUCCGGUCGGGCGGCUUCAUGGUCGUGCAGAUGGCACAGAUCUAUAUUGGACUGCAAGUGCUUUAUGCCAUUAUGAUGUAUAUCCCCGUGCAUCCCGUCAGCAUCAAGAAAUCCACCGUCUGCGUGGAGCGCAGCGUCAGUGUCGAGAGCGGUAGCGAGAAGACGCCAGCACCGACGCUCGGCAGCAGCGCACAAGACGAUCAUGGAGAAUCCACCCAGGGCUUCCUCGCACGGCAGCUCAAGGCGAGCCGGGUAGGGCGGGAUGACGUGUGGCUGCUCGUCGCGGCGGUCCUGGUCAUCGUCACCGUCGAGACGAGCCACUUCCUCGCGGACCCCGUCACGUGGUCCGUCUGGAACGUCUUUUUCGAGGUCGUCUCGGCAUACGGCUGCGUCGGCGUCUCGACCGGCGUGCCGUUCGACUCGUUCAGCUUCAGCGGGGGCUGGAACGCGCCGAGCAAGCUGAUGCUGUGCUUGGUUAUGCUGAAGGGCAGACACCGCGGGCUGCCCGUGGCUGUUUACCCUGAGCUGAUGCUGCCUGGGGACGACGAGGAGGUUAGGGAGGGAGAGGAAGACGUUUGA